UAUGGCAGGCAGAGGUACACACGAUAAUAAUAGAUAUGGAGAGCGGCCCCGUAAACCGCUACCGACGGAACCACCGUUCCUUGCGUACGUUGGUAACCUUCCGAAUGGCAUCGUGCAGGGUGAUAUUAACUCCAUCUUCAAAGAAUAUGCGGUAAAGAGCGUGCGUCUUGUGAAGGACAAGGAAACGGAUGCAUUCAAAGGAUUUUGCUAUGUCGAGUUCGAUACACUGGAAGAUCUGGAAAAGGUGCUCAUGCUGGACCGUAUGAUUGUGCUGAACGAACGACCGGAACCGUUGCGGAUUGAUGUGGCCGAGCAGAAGAAAAAUGAUCGCGGCGGAUUUAAUAGACGAGGUGGCCAACAGAAUCGUGGAGGUCCAGGUGGACCUGGCGGCGGUGGUGGCGGCGGCUACAACCGGGGCGGACCCAAUCAGAUGAAUAAUCGACCGAUCAGCAGUGGUGGUGGCGGUGGCGGAGGUGGUGGUAGCGGUAGUGGUGGUAUGGAUAGACAUUAUGGUAACGAUUACUCCCGAAACGAUUACGAUAGAAACCGCGGUGGACGUCCGAAUAACUACAAUGACCGAGCACCAAACCGAGGGAGGUACGGGAACUUUGGUGAUGAGCGUGAUGGAGGUGGUCGAGACGAAUGGAAUCGUGAUCUCGAUCGGGAUGGACGUGGUGGUGGUGGUGGUGGUGGUGGCCGCUACAAUGAUCGCGACAACUACGGUCGCGACGAUGGCAAUAGGUACGGCAAUUUCGGUCGUAAUAAUCAAUACCGCGACAAUGAUCGAAGAAAAGACGCACCACCGCACUACCCGCCUCCCUCCAACCCCAAUCUCAACAUGGAGGAACGGCCCCGACUGAAGCUGGCACCGCGGUCGACGAACGCGCCGCUGAACGCGCUGGCCGAAACGAAACAGGCGGCGGCCAUCUUCGGCAAUGCGCGACCACGCGAAGAAAAGCUCGGUACGGAAACUGCAGCACGGAAGCACGCCAAUAGUGUUGGCAGCGAGGGUAGCAGUGCGGACGGUGGUGCCGGUGGCAGUGCGUCCUCCGCUACGGUGGCAGAUAAUUAAGAAACAAUGCAACAAUUAUCGAGAACACACAAAAACUAAUACACACACACAUGCGCACUAUCAAGAUAUGAGAUAUGCUGAUUAGGUUGAUAAAAAGUUGGCGGCUCCUAUUGUGUAUAUGUUCACCUGCUCUUUACGCUCGGUAAAUGCGAAAAUGGAAUGGCUUUUCCGGGUGCGAUUUUCUUCUCUAUCGCUAGUGUAUACACUACACCUUUCUUUGGGUUCUAUAGUACAGUAAUAGUCAGUUACUCAAGACUUAUCAAAUGGGAUCGUAACACUAGGACCAUGAAAGUAAAACAAUGCGUCAUGGUUAGUGGUCAUACUGGUAAGCAGAAAGGCCAAUUGAUUAGUAACCGUUUGAGAGGUACCAACAUAGGAAGAAAACACAUCCUUCCCACUUAAUCGGAUUCCCACAAUUUCCCUUCGGGGGAAGAAAGGAUCUUAUUUUGUGUGUGUGUGUUUGUUUGUUUGUUGUAUUUUAGGUUUUUUUUCCUUCUUGUUUCUAAGUAUAGAAAAAUUGACGCUUACCAUACUUUGUUUUGGAACGCGUUAUCAAUUUUCAUUUGUUCACUUCCUGUAAUGUAAAGUUCCGGCUUUUGUACACUUCCUGAUUGUUGUGUAUGUAUAAAAUGUAUUCCUAUUACUACUACUACUCUUAUUACUACAGUAUGCAAUGCGUUGCGUUUUUAAAUGCUAGAACACUCAGUAAAAUGUAGUUUUCGUUGUCGUACCUAUGAUUAUUGCAGCCAUGGUAAACAGUUUGAGUAUAAAUAAAUAGAUCCUUUUCGGUAUAUAUGGAUCAACUAAUCAAAGCAAGGGCAUGUCCGCCAUAUGAUGGCUUAUUUGGGCUGAUUUUUACAGAGACGCAGCCGGGUUAACGAAACAUUUGUGAGCUACGCCUGGUCUCGGCUCCAGAUGUGAUUCGAUCACACGACCAGUGCGGUGUGUGUAUUAAACCGAUCAACUGAUCCUAAUGGAUGGGAUUUCCAAUUUUCAUUUUAAAUGCUACGGUAUAUCGUCUGAUAGAAACACACCGUCGUUUCAUCAUUUCUAUUACAAUUACAUGCGAAUGCGAAUUUGGUAAUACUAGGGCGAAAUAUCGUUCAAAUGUGAACUAAAUGUGAAGAUAGUUUUAUUGUGCGACAUGGAACGACAAAUAUCUAUGGCGCCCUGUGUUACUGUUGGCUUAUUUGAACCGGGUUGUUCCAUUAGCAUUGAAUUGCUAACUGAAGAGAACACAAACACAAUGCAUUUCCGAUGCUCUUUUCCCUCAAAGCCCUACCCUUGGGUAAUUGAAGGGCAUAUGGUGACAGCAAUUAGUACACAGGGAACAGAGAGAGAGAGAGAAAAAUAGGAGAUGAAGUAAUAAAACACACAAAUGAUAAGAAGGUUACUGUUUAGUAAUGGAAGCAGCAGUGAACAAUACACAUACACACAUGCAAAGUGGAAGAACAUUGGACGUACAAGAGGGCAAACGGCUUAAACCAUCUCUCGCAAUUGGUCCGAAAUGAUAUAAUACCUUACACCAACAACAAAACGCAUCAAUAAUCGUCAAGCAGAAGACAACUGAAAUCAAAUGUACGGGGAUUGCGCUACAAUUGAGGAUACACGGAUAAUAGUUAAUGAAAAAAUAAUUUAUAUCCCUUUGAUUUGUAAGCUUUUUUCUACGAUUUAAUAACUAACAUCCAAAUGAGGACACUGGAUACACACAAAUUACAAAUAAUACUGAUAAUAACAAAUACACAAUACAUUUACGAUAAUGCUAAUGAGGUAACGGACUUAAUUAGUGAAACAGCGCUCCCCACUGGGGUGUCCACUAAACACAGGUAUUUAACGUGAAAGUAGUUCCACAACCUUGAGAGAAAUGUGAAAGAUAAAUGAAAACAAAAAAGAUACACUUGUGUAAUGUAAUUAUUUUGCAAUUAAUUAUCGUACGUACGAAGGGUAGGAACAUACGCAUGAAGCUUACAUAGGAUGAGGAUACACCAACACUGUAAAACAUAGGGAUCGACGGUACACGAUAUAAAUGGAGUUAUACAUCGUGGAAGGACACUUUUUGCUUUAUUGUUUUUUUAUACUACUACUGAGUAAAACGUAUACUUCUGUUGUAAUUGGGCAGGUAAACGAUGGAGAGAAGAAAAAAAAAACAUUACAAAUGGAGCUUAGUGAGAUAAGUCUUAACUCGUGUGUUUGGCGCUGCAAUCAUUGUGCACAUGCUCUCCGUUGGGGUUGGAUCUGUUCGCUUCGAAAGCAAAAGUUUAUAGCAGAGAAACCGUACUCUAUCACGUACUAAUGGCAGGAAGUCAAUGAAAAGCAAUCAAUCGCUACUAAUUACUACUUGCGAAUAUGUGUAAGCCGAACGUACGGGUCGGAUGAAAAUAUCCUCACAGAGAAGCACAGAAGCUAGCAAAUCAGGAGCAAAAUCUCAUCACACAAUGCAUGUAUGCUUGAAGACAGUUCGAACAUGUGUUAUAUGGAGUGGUGCGAUCGGGCACCAUCCGCUGCAUGAUGUGGUUCUUGAGAUAUUGCAGCAUAUAAUUGUCUUUCUUCGCUGGAUUAGAUCUUUUGAAUUUAAGGGUUGUUUGUUCGUUUUUUUUUUGAGUUUCUAUCGACACCGGGAUUCGGUAACGCGUUUCAACUACUGGGUGCGGAAUCCCACCCCCCCACCAUGUGACUAGGACGUAAUCGUAUAAUGUACCAUUAUUUGCUGCUGAAAAAUAAAAUAAAAUCCCGCUACAAAAUAGUACGAAGAGAAAUGAUCCGAUUCACAACCGUCGGCAGCACCGGAUAUGGUGAGAAUCUUGGGCAAGAACCUUAUGGGUCAUGUUUCGGAUUGUUAAGGUAAACCAAAUACAACACAGAACAAAUUUCAAAUGUUGACUAAUGUGGUGGGCAUAAUGUUUUAAAAAGGUUACAAUCUAUCUAUCUUUCCACCAUCUUGUCAAUUUACUCAUACGAGCAUGCACAACAUUACCAUCAUCCAACCAAAAAGAAGGGAAUGCUAGAUCAUGUUUUUUUCUCUCACUUAUGUGAUCUUAUUUAAUGCGUCAUAUAAAUGCAUUGAUAAAAAAUUUCCCAAAAUUACCAACCAUGAUAAUGAAAAGGAGACUCCCUAUUACAUAGUGUUGCAGCUCAUUCGUUUCUCCUAACGAUGAAUCCGGUGGCGCACUUGUAUGCGGGAAGACGCAAAUAAUGAGGUGAAUUAUUUAAAUAGACAUAUUACAAAAGAAAAAAAAACAUUAAAAACAUAACAAAAUGAACCUACAACAGAGCAAAAAGAAUUAAAUAUAUAAAACAAAAAAAAAUAUGAAAAAAAACUACAAAACAGUUAAAAAAACAAGAGAAAAUGAAAACAUCCGCAGCAUAAUUAACAAAAAAGCAAAAGUUUGAAAAGAAGGAAGUCGUUGUGGAUGCAAUUGUGGACGUUGUAAAAAUAGAAAACUAUAAUUUAAACUUAUAAUUUAAACCAAUCACAAAAUUAUAGUGUUUGGUGCGAGUGCACGAUGCGAGGACAGAAAGGGCAAAAUGAAAGAAAUGAAAUCGUAAGACUAAUAAGCAACAAAACCAGACGAAUGCUUCUGAACUAUGUGACAAACACACUACAAGAAAUAGAAAAAAAGAUAAAAUAGAGAGAGAGAGAGCAUGACAAAAUACAUUUGCAAACUGCAUAUAGUGCGUACCCGUGUAACAAAUGAACCUCUGGUGAACAGGACGAUAAAACAUCAAUAAAGUAAUUAGA
Molecule: messenger RNA, 4811 nt
Organism: Anopheles moucheti
Lineage: Eukaryota; Metazoa; Arthropoda; Insecta; Diptera; Culicidae
Product: eukaryotic translation initiation factor 4H-like
Exons: 4
Coding region: 2-1072 (356 amino acids)
Molecular function (GO): RNA binding
Source: RefSeq, a predicted model, not a curated record